UGUGUGUGUGUGUGUGUGUGUGUGUGUGUGUGUGUGUGUAUGUGUGUGUGUGUGUGUGCUAUAAAGGAGUGCUGUGUUCAUAUAUUAUCAGUGAGUCCAACAAGCAAGUAUGAACACACACCUUGUGACAAUUGCUCUGCUGGUUUUCAGCGUCGCUGCCCUUGACAAAUGUGUCCCAGACUGCACGAAUGUCACACCCGGGGUGGCUGUGCCGGACCCCUGGAAUUGCACCCAGUUCUACUACUGCCUGAACGAUGAGGUGCCCAUGGGGAUCCCACAUAGCUGCGAGUCAGGGAACCACUUCGACGCUUCCGUCAACCUGUGUGUGCCAGGGUUGCAGUGCCAGACAAUGUGCGGAGCGUGUCACCCAGACUGCAGCGGCCACUCCGAAGGCGAUUUUGUAGAGGACCCGAUGGAUUGCACGCAGUUCUAUGUAUGCGUGCACGAGAACGAGCCAUCUCAGCACCCAAUAGCGUGUGAACCUCCGACAGGUGUGUUUGACCCUGUGAAUGGCAUAUGUGUUUCCGGCGACACCUGCGAUUCCUCCUGUUCCGGGGGAGCGUGCCACAUCCGGUGCAGGGGUGACGAGGACCGCGUGGCCAACCCACAGAAUUGCAGGGAAUACUUCCAGUGCGACGGCAACCUCGACCUGCAGGGACCCGUGCGGUGUCCCAGCGAGAGGCCUUACUUCGACGGGUGGAACUGCGUGGAGGACAGUUGGAAGUGCUGCGUCCCAGAGUGCUCCCCUUACUGUCACGCCGGCGACGUGCAGAUCAUCGAUCCUUACGACUGCACCAAGUACUAUAUAUGCACUGAAGAAGGGCCCCCCCAGGAGGCGAACCACCACUCUUGCCUCCACGGCGAGACCUUCCAGCCCUCCUCCAGCAAGUGUGAGGCAGGGGCUCCGUGUCUCACCCUCUGUGGCAACAACCCCACCACCACAACCACCUCCACCACAUUCAUCUGCACCUCCUUCCCUGACACAAAGCCCCCUACUACCACAACCACUACGACCACUGAUUCGGACUGCGUCGCCUCCCUCAACUGUCCUGGAAAGGGGAACUACGCCAUGUGUGAGUUCUGCAGUGAGGGAUACUUCAAGUGCCACGCAUCAGGGGAGGGAGGAGUGGCUGCUGUAUGUGAGAGUGGGUUUCUUUUCAACACGGACCCCACUUACCCGUUCUGCGUGGAGGCUGCCGAGUGCCCCUACACACCCCCACCCUUCGUCUAGCUCGCCCUCUGACUACAUGGCGCUCCUGUAGAUAAUUAACAAACCACCCAAAAAAUACAUAAAUAAAUAAAAAAAAAAUAAAUAAAUAAAAAAUGAUAAUAGUAAUACUUUUUUUUUUUUUAUUUAUUUAUUUAUUUAUUUAUUUAUUUUUUUUUUUGGCUGGGUUGGGGGAAAGGAUUGAACGACAAACUUAGUGGGUUAAACUACUCAAUCCAUCCACUGCUUCCCGACCAGUCAAGGAAAUAUUCCUCAAUCAUUAAACAUUACUCAAACCUA
Scylla paramamosain (green mud crab) is the source of this 1507-nucleotide messenger RNA. Its product is annotated as peritrophin-48-like. The transcript is spliced from 2 exons. Gene Ontology annotation, cellular component: extracellular region. The record is from RefSeq and is a predicted model, not a curated record. NCBI's taxonomy places the organism in Eukaryota, Metazoa, Arthropoda, Malacostraca, Decapoda, Portunidae. Gene Ontology annotation, molecular function: chitin binding. Bases 110 to 1231 code for a protein of 373 amino acids.